Lichtheimia ornata is the source of this 1197-nucleotide messenger RNA. RefSeq lists its product as uncharacterized. Bases 1 to 1197 code for a protein of 398 amino acids. Gene Ontology annotation, cellular component: nucleus. NCBI's taxonomy places the organism in Eukaryota, Fungi, Mucoromycota, Mucoromycetes, Mucorales, Lichtheimiaceae. The record is from RefSeq and is a predicted model, not a curated record. Gene Ontology annotation, biological process: regulation of gene expression. Gene Ontology annotation, molecular function: histone binding. The transcript has 8 exons.
AUGAGCAACACAGAGGAUACGAAUAUCGACGAAGCUACUCAGAUCGCCCAGGAAUACAAGACAUGGAAGGAAUCAGUACCACAGCUCUAUGAAAUGAUGGUGGAGCAUACCAUUGCUUGGCCAACCCUUACAUGUCAAUGGCUUCCUUUCUUGGAAAAAUCAGAAGAGUACUAUACGCAAGAGCUGCUUAUUGGCACACAUACCAAUGAUGAAGAGCCCAACUUUCUUCAAGUGUUACAAGUUGAUUUGCCUUUGGGUGAUAUCCAUGCUGAAACGGAUAAAGCAAGGAAGCCGAGAUGGCGUACACGACAAAAGAUUCGACAUGAGGGAGAAGUCAAUCGGGCGCGUUAUCAACCCUCCAAUCCAAACAUCAUUGCCACCAAAACACGCGAAGCCGAUGUUUUAGUCUUCAAUCGCCAAACAGCAAAGGAAGAGGAGUGCACACCUGAAUUACGGCUCAAGGGUCAUCAGAUGGAAGGAUAUGGUUUGGAAUGGAGUCCACAUGCAGCCACUGCCAAUCAUCUUUUGAGUGCUGGCUUUGACAACAUUGUAUGCCAUUGGGAUAUCAGCGCAUCUACGGAUCCUCUUGCUAGCUACGAAGGCCAUACAGCUUGCGUGGAAGAUAUUAGUUGGCAUGCCACCGAUAUUCAUCUUUUUGCUUCAGUGGGCGAUGAUAAGCGAUUGUUAAUCUGGGAUACACGAUCACCUACCAAACCCACCAACAGUACACAGGCUCAUCAAGCUGAAGUCAACAGCGUUGCAUUCAAUUGGCGACAAGAUUGGAUGUUGGCUACAGGUUCCGCUGACAAGACCAUUGGCUUGUUUGAUAUUCGCAAUUUGGAUAGCAAAUUACAUUCGUUUGAGCUUCAUGAAGGCGAAGUGACUCAGGUGUCUUGGAAUCCACAUGAUCCCGCCAUUCUCGGCUCAGCUGGUUUGGAUCGACGUAUCAACAUUUGGGAUUUGCGACGUAUUGGCGAAGAACAGACGCCAGAGGAUAUGGAGGAUGGUCCACCUGAGUUAUUGUUUAUGCAUAGUGGUCAUACAAGCCGAAUCUCUGAUUUUAGCUGGGAUCCAAUGGAACGAUGGGUGAUGGCAAGUGCUGGUGAAGACAAUAUUUUGCAAUUGUGGGAAAUGACAAAACAUCUUUCUGCCGAUCCUGCUACUAUUGAAGAUCCACCUUUUAGCGAGUUGGAAUAA